GGGCUGCUGAAAGCCCCAUGAUGUACUCUGCAAGCUUCACAGAGCUAUGAGAAGGGGAAGUACGAACAGCAGACGAGCUCGACAAGCACACGCCUGAAAACAGAGACGAUAGCAGAUAUCAUUUUCUCCAAAUAGGUCUGAUCAGAGGAGUUGCAAGAUGGCUCACAGCUGCCUCAAGUGUUUAAAGUACACCAUGUGUGUCGCCAACUUGCUUUGCUUUAUCUGCGGUGUGUCCAUUCUGGUCUUCGGCGUCUUCUUGAUGGUGGGUUCAAAUUAUGCUGCUCUCACCCCCUCACUGGCCAGCUUCAACAUAGCCAACAUCCUGCUGAUCACCGGCAUCAUCAUCACCUGCGUGUCUUUCCUGGGAUUUCUCGGUGCACUCAAGGAGAACCGCUGUCUCCUCCUAUCGUUUUUCCUGAUGCUCUUCAUCAUGAUGCUCUUGGAACUGACGGCAGCAUGUCUGCUACUUGUAUACGAGGGAGAAAUUACUGAAAGCGUGAAGACUGAUCUGACAAAGGGCUUGAAUGAUGCAAAAGGAAAUUCAACACAUUCAAAACAAAGUGACUGGGAUUAUAUUCAAAAAAACCUUGACUGCUGUGGAAUCAAUAAUGCAUCAGAUUGGGGGGAACACGUGCCGGAAUCCUGCUGUAUUCCUGAGGAAUUCUCUUGUAACAAUCGUGAAUACAGGCAAACGGGUUGUUUGUCAAAGGUGACAAAUUUUUUUGAGAAGAAUUUCCUAACCAUUGGGGUCUCUGUCAUUGUCCUCUGUAUGAUUGAGGUUUUGGGAAUGUGCUUUGCCAUGACACUGUUCUGCCACAUUAGCAGAACUGGACUGGGCUACAAGUUCUGAAUAUGAUACCUUCAAACAUGAUCUUCACAUUUUACAGU
Molecule: messenger RNA, 888 nt
Organism: Pelmatolapia mariae (spotted tilapia)
Lineage: Eukaryota; Metazoa; Chordata; Actinopteri; Cichliformes; Cichlidae
Product: leukocyte surface antigen CD53
Exons: 8
Coding region: 158-850 (230 amino acids)
Cellular component (GO): plasma membrane
Source: RefSeq, a predicted model, not a curated record